CUGUCGCUUUCUCGAAAGCCCACACGGUUUCACUGUAGCAUGGAAUUUAUAAACAAAAACACAUUUAUGUUAUAUUUUUUUGUAUUGUUAGUACAUGCUUAAACAUUAUAACAAUAUUUUCGUUAAUAAUUCAACGAUUCACAUCUUAUAUUGUCAAAUACCGUAACGACUCUCAGUAAACUGGCCAGACAGCGCCAUUGUCGAUAUCAAUUAGAUAGCAUUGGAUUAGUAGUAACGUUAAAUACACGACAUCACACAAGAUUAUGUCUGUCUCUGUAGCGCCUACGCCUGACAAGGGAAGGCGACGGAGACUUCUUGAUGAUGAAGGUGAAGAUGAAGAUGUUGAAGCAUCACCAGUAGUCACCAGACCUUCAGAAUGUGUAAGGCUUUAUAAUGACUUAGGCCAACUCGAGAUUAAGUUCCAUUAUUAAGAAAGUUCUCCCUUUUUCGGUUGCUUUAAUCAUGAAUUGAACUUGAUUAUUGGAAGUUGUUAAAAAUGUUAACCCCCCUGCCCCUUCGUUACCUUCAGUUUGAGUUAUUGAUGAUUGGAACUAAACCUAUUUUUAUACUCCCUUCAUUCCAGUGCAAAAUUAUAGGCUUAUCGGACUAUCCACAUUCAUUGAAUUGAAUUCUAAUCAUCAUCAAACUCAGUUACCAGUACUGACAGUCAUGGGCACUNGUGGGUCACGGUGGGUGGGUCACGGUGGGUGGGUCACGGUGGGUGGGUCACGGUGGGUGGUGAUAGAGAUGUGACAUAAAAUGCACACAGUCAACGCACUUUAUAAGCAUUCCAGUUAGUGCUCUCCCACCCCCCCCCCAUUUCCCAACCUUAAAUUACACAUUUUUUUCCCCCCCCCCAAAAAAUUUUUUUUUUCCCCCCCCCCCCCCCCCGAAAGUUUUCUGCGGGAGCCCAUGCUGACAGUUCAGUACUGGUACUCACAGUGACAAUGAUUAGUUAAGAGGUUAAUUUAGUUAAAUCAUAAAUAAAAAAUUACAGUGAUCAUGUUUCGGAUUUUAGGCCUGCACUUACUUAAAAUUCUUAUGAACGAACUUAGUGAGGCGAGUUGAACCCUAGCCCAAGGAAUAAUUUGGGUUCCUGAUAGGCGAUGGCUCAAUUUCAUUUCCUGUGCCAGUAUUUCCAGCCUUGCCCUUUUCAAAAUAUCAAACAAAUUGUAGUGCGCACUAUGUAAAAAAAAAAACAACAACCCACAACUGAGACUGUUGCAAGGCAACGCAGUGAUAACUGGUCAUCAGCUGGUCUUGGCGCAUAUGAUUAUAAUAUCUGAGGGAUUAAAAUAAGGUGCUGCUCUCAAUUUGAUACUCUGCCACUCUACCCUACUUUUAUUUAUUGGCAGAUAAUAAGGUUAUGUUUGCAUUGUUUAUAAAACAACAUAUGGUCAAAAUCUAUGUCGAGACUAUGUAUCAACGCAAUUAAAUAUUAUGCGCGUUGAACAUUCAUUGGUUGAUAUUUUUGUACUAAAUAAAAUAAUGAAAUAUCAUUGAGUUAGAACUAUUCACUCGACCUCUGCACCUUUAACUUUAAGAGUAUAUUAUGUACAUGAUCCCAUGACUAUGUAAUGAAGAAAUAGUAACAGCACAAAAUGAAAACAUUAAAAUUGGGACUCAAUAUUUGGAGUAACAGUGAAGUCCAUAGUAAUAAAGGGAAAACACUCACAUUCUAAGAAAUUCAUUGCUCAAAAACUAUGGCUACCAAAGACCAAAGCCAGCAGGCUUUAGACUAAACCUAGUAAAUGUUAUUUUCAUUCUUUUAAUUUAACGUUUGAUUUAUACAACUGUUAAAUUUUUUUAAUUCAUUUUUUUAAAACUGAAACUACAACUGUUUAACUUUUUCCAUUUAAAUUUGUUUACUCUUUCAUAGUGCAGGUACUCUAGCACUAAGGCCAGGGUAUGGUACAGCUAGUGCUCAACUUACGACCACAAUCGGUUCCGACAGACCAGUCGUAACACAAUUUGGUCGUAAGUUGAGUACGCUAUGAGUAAUGUGAAGUGAUGUUAUAAAAAUAUUUAAUUUAAAUUAUAUCAUAAAUUUCUUUUAUUAUUGUUAAUAUUCUCUGUUCAUGACCGCCGAUGAUUGCAGACAACACCGUUCGACUGAUAAUUGAGGCAGAAAUAAAUCUGAAAUCUAGUACAGUAUGGCUAGUGAUUGUGGUCAUAAAGUCGAAUGGUCGUAAGUUGCAUAGGUUGUAAGUCGAGCACUAGUUGUAUAUAGUAUUUUGAAUUUCCAGCCUUUUCCUGUCUGUGAUUUUUUGCAAAAACAUUUUAAAGUUAAUGAUAAUGAUCCACCUUUUGUCUUGAGGAUCCCAUGUCAUAUAAAAUGUUUUAAAAUAUAGGUCUAAAUCAAAUAUAGGUCUAAAUAAUUUAUUAUAUUUAUUUAUGUUAGGAAUUCUAAACAUAUUCAUGGGUAAAAACAUCUUUUACUGUGAGAACCAUGGGAAGGACAAUGUUUUUGUAUAUCUGAAAUUAUAAUUUAUGAUAUAGAGCUAUAUGGACAAUGACCAUUGUUAAAACUGGUUGUUAGCUGGGGAAACCUCCUCUACUUAUUAUUAAUCUAUCUAAACAAAGUAAUUUCACCUGAUCAUGAUCUAGAGGCCAAACUGCUGUUUUCAAGAGGUUUUAGAACAUGUAACAUCAUUCUUCAUGCUAUAAUACAAUCCUCAAAGUUUUUUUUCAUCCCUGUGUGUAAUAUAAAAAAGUAUAGAUCAUGAACUCACUCGUGCUUAAUAUUUAAUUUAAAUCUCAAUAAGGCUAAAAGGAAAUUUGUUUCUACUGCAUAUCAAUUAAGUGCAAAUUGUGGUAGGUGUCAUUAAACAAAAUUAAAUUAAUGGAGUGGAGCCUUAUAUUGGAUAUUGUCCAUGAAAUUGGGGGCUUAUGUUCAAGAUAUGAUUUGGCACUAAACGUUAUCAGAUUGACAUUCAAAGCAAUAUCUACCAUAUCUGAUGUGACUAUUUUGUUUGAAAUUAUUAAAAGUGUGGCUUGGCGUCCAUAGUAUGAAAUAAGUGUCAAGAUAUCUGAACAUUAAGGCAAGUCCAAGACAACUGUGUUAUAGAAUUCUAGUUACAAUUUAGGCUUACCGAUAUUAACUAGGGAUGGCUGUGUUUCAAAGGGAUCCACUUUGUACAGUGAAUGAGGCUAUUUAAAGCUCAAAUGUUUUUUAUUUUAGAAUUUUUUUGCCUCUGACAAUGGAAGAGUUUAAAUUGCACUACAUUAAUGUUCAAAUUUUCUUGCAGGAAUCUGAAGGAGAAACUCCGGAUGUAGGUAAUAAAUUCAUUAUUUUAAUAGUUUAAGUGAAAUGAACAGAUUUGAACAAAAAUGUAUAUUUAUCAUAUUGAUUUGUGCCAUAUGAAAUGUAUGUGAGGAUGAAAUUUCUUAAUUAUUUUGGACCAUUUAAUGAAUCUCUAAAAAACUUCAAAAUCACUUUGCAUGGAGCCUAAAGAUAAGACUGAAAUGUCUGUUCUGUUUAAUUAUUUGUAAAUGACAUAUUUGUAAGUAUUUAAAUGCACUAAUACGUUUUUGUUUGACAUGAAAAAAUUUACAUGUCUUUUUUUUAUGCAGAGUUAUCUGAACAUGAAAGUGCAGUUGAUGAAAAUGCGGAUUUGUAAAUGACAUAUUUGUAAGUAUUUAAAUGCACUAAUACGUUUUUGUUUGACAUGAAAAAAUUUACAUGUCUUUUUUUUAUGCAGAGUUAUCUGAACAUGAAAGUGCAGUUGAUGAAAAUGCGGAUCAAGAGGUAACAAUUUUUUGUAUAUUCACUAUUUUGGCAAUUUUUCAUUUGUAUUUCUGGUAGUUGUAAAUGUCCCCUCUUCCAUUUCCAGCAGAGAAGAGGUUCUUGCUAUUUGUUCAUUAUUAAAUUUAAAAAUCUCUUUAACCCUGUUAAAUCUUAUUUGUUGCUGGACAUACAAAAAGUCUUGCAAUAUUCCAUCGAGGGCCAAUGAAUUGUUGGUUUUCUUUUUAGCAAUUAUAUUUUCUGUCCCGCUGAGUACAUAGUUCUGCAAUAUUUAUACCUUUUCUGCCUGCAAAGUCAAAUACUUUAAUAUGAACAUUUAUUGUAUUGCAUACCAAUCAACACUUCAAAUGAUGAUGAAUCUUUUUAACUCUGUUUUUUUUUAAUCAGGAUGAAACAGAAGAGGGAAGUGAAACCGAAACUGAAGAAGGUUCAGAAACAGAAUCUGAGAGUGGCUCAGAGACAGAAACAGAAGGUGGUGAAGGGUACUCGGAUGAGGAAGGACUAGAGGAGGAACGUCAAAGUGGGGAUGGAGAGGUGAGCGAGCUUAAUUAUAUUAUUAUAUAGUCUCAAGGCUCUGCUGUUAAAGAGAUAUUUUAAACAAUACUGUUUUCAGGAUUCCAGAAUAAACAGCAAGUAAAGUAAGAAAUGCAAUUUUGAUGCUUAAUCUUUAUAAUAUUAGCCCAGUUUCUUGUGCUUCCAACUGCAUUCAGUACCGUUACACAUUUAAGUGCGUUGUCUGUGCUAAAUUAAUUUGGAAACAUUGAUGUACAUUUUCAAGCAGAAUUUUGGGUAAUCACAUUUUGCUGAAAUUCAUUCGACAUGACUUCCCAUGUAAGUGUUAAAAUAUUCUUAGAUUGUUCAUAUGUUAACAAAUCAAGAUAACAUUAUCUUAUUGCCAGGAGCAGCCAAACAGUGAUAAGCCUGAUGAUGAUGAAGAUAAAAAGAAUCCAGCAUAUGUGCCUCGUAAAGGUGCCUUUUAUGAACAUGAUUUUCGACAGGGUGAUGAAGGCCCAGAGGGUGUAGAGGAAAAGGAUGAUUCCAAGUAUGUUUCUAUUUAGCUAGCCUUUUGUUUGCAACAUAAAAAUGACUGCUUACUGCAAAAUAUAUUAUUUUUACUAUUGUGCCAAGAGUAAUCAUUAUUUUCAUACUUACUGAUCAGAAAUAGUAGAAUACUUUUACAUAGCUUAUGUAAAUUAACAUUAAAGAAUUAAAUCAAAGAAUUGUUUAAUAAUGUAUUAAUGUGACACUUAAGACAACCAGUUAUGAAUGCAGUUCACUUUAUUUUAAGUAAUUAUAGUACCAACCAAAUUUAUUUCUGAACCUGUCUAUGGUACAUAGUUAUUUUUGGCUGUAAACAAAUUGGUAAAAUUUGUGAACAGGUUAAAUUUAAUUAAGUAAAAAUCCAUGUAAAAGUUGUUGUUGUCUAAGGAGCAAUUUCAAAGUAAAAAAAAAAAAAAUUAAAAUAAUAUAAAUAAUAUAAAUUUUUCAAUCAAUAAAACACAAUCCUAUUGUUCCUUACAGACCUAAGAAAAAAUUAUGGCAGGAUGAAGGUAAAUGGUCACAUGAUAGAUACAGUGAUGACCUGCAGGCACCCAAGUCACGAGAGGAGCUCAUUGCCAUUUAUGGGUAUGACAUUCGAGCUGCUGACAAGCCUCCUGAAGCUGCUCCUAAGAGACCUAGCAGGUAAGUUGUAUUGAAUAAUUUAAUGGGAUGAUUUGCAAAUAUUGCUUGUGGUUGAAUGGAAAUUCAUAUCUCAAGUUUUAUGAUUUAAAAAAUGAUAUAUUAAAAUAUGUCAGAUCGGUUAUUGGUGUAAGCUAAAUUGAAAGGAGAAAUUUAUAUAAAGGGUUUUUUUUUCAAAUGAUGAGAUAACCUCUGGCACACACUUUAAAGAGAUUAUUAAAUAUGCCUUAUCUUUACUGACAAUAGUAGUUACCUUAGUACUUAGUAUAGUACACAUCUAAAAAAAAAUUAUUUUUUGCACUAUCAUUCAGAGAGAAAGGUCCAAGAAAGCACAGAAUUCAAGACUUCAUUCCUCAGAUGGCUGUUAUAGAUACAACUGAGGAUGGAUCAGAUUCAGUACCCAACUUAGGAGAUGAAGAGUUGAUUCUCUACGAUGGACCACCAUCCAGAAAUGCAAACAGAAGCCAUGUGCGCAACACUGAUAGCAGGAGGGGUGGAAGGGGAAGGACAAGGGUGAAUGUUGCGGGUGAGGUCGAGAAUUACAACAACCGGAAUCGUGAAGACGCCAAUCAGUAUAAGAAUGAAAAAAAUUCUACGGACAAUAGGAUAUCUUCAGACAAUAGUAAGCCUGAAGAAAUACAAUCAGCGGAGGAAUUCCCUAGUCUUGAAGACACAGAAAAGACAAUAAAGCAAAGAGAGAAUCAAGGAGGGAAGAGAACAGAUAAUUAUGAAAAACUGAAGAGUGAUACAACAAAAUUUUUGGUUGAAAAAAGCCCUAAAACGUAUCCAACAGAAAGAGAUGGCAAUCAAAGAAAGGACUACCGAGAUAACAGGGGUGGGAAAAUCCAGCAAAGCCAAGAUGCACGACGACAAGAUGAUGUUCGAGAAAAUAAUAGAUAUCAACAAGGAUACAGAGAUGAAAGAAAAGAUGUAAACAUUAAAUCGGGUGGACGGGACAGUGAUUUUUAUAACAGAGGUCCUGAAGAAAAUUGGAGAUCGGCUCCCAAUGAACACAGAGAGAGCUAUAACAGAGGGGAUGAUUACAGGCGGGGCAGCAAGCAAAACUUUGGCUAUGGAAGGCAACAACAACAACAGUACAGAGAUAAUAGAGGGCCAAGGGCGGGCAACUCUGGGGACGGGUACUUUAACUACAACAACCGUGGGAAUAGGUAUGAGCAGCCACCGCGCUACCAGCAGCAGGUUGAUGUGGCGUCUCCUAAAGAGCCAAGGGAAUACACCAACACAUCAUACAAAUCUGCAGAUGACAAGACAAAGCAACGGCAGAGUUACAAUGGGGCCUCACCUAAUGUAGCUAAUGUGGUUACGGAUGGUGGUGAUGGCAGUACUUCACAAAAUGUUGUGUUUUCUAACAAGGAAAAUGUGCAGACAAUAAAUGUUACCAUCACUAGCACAACAACUGAAAAGAAAUCGUAUGCUAAGGAGCGCAGGGCUAAAGGAUCAUCUUCUAAGCCUAUAGAGAGUGCCACAAUAAUGGGGAAUACAGAAAUGCAAAAACCUGGUAUGUGCUUUAUUAAAUUUCAACAACUGAAAAGAAAUCGUAUGCUAAGGAGCGCAGGGCUAAAGGAUCAUCUUCUAAGCCUAUAGAGAGUGCCACAAUAAUGGGGAAUACAGAAAUGCAAAAACCUGGUAUGUGCUUUAUUAAAUUUAAAAUUUAAAUUUUUUAAAAAUUAUCAGCUAUAAAUUUACAAGAAAACUUCUCAAAUCUGAUUUUUUUUUUUUUCCAGUUGUUCAAGGGUCUGGCAUGCAGUAUCAAGUUCCGAGUCAAAGUAAUAUUAAGGUGGAUCCAAACUCCAUACAUCAGGCUGGUGCCAAACGAUAUUCUUCUCAGAGACAGCAGACUCUUGUCAAAGGAGUAUACUCUGAACCACCCCCAAUGGAAAAUAGUGGUGCUAAACUUUACAACCCAGGCAUGCUCUGAUUUUAUUCUACAUUUCAUUUCUUUUGCUUCCCAAAGCUUGAAAAACUAUCUCAAAUUUUGACAAGUGUUUAGGUGUUAUACUUAGGAAAUUAAGUAUUUGCAUUUAAUAUAAUUUUUUCCUAUUUGAAUCAUAAAAUGACUGAUAAAUAAUUAUCAUUAAAAAUGUAUAUUUUUUUGCUUUUUGUAAUUUCUUUUUCCCCUUAAUUCAUACGUUUCCAGCUUUGCCUCCACCCUCAUAUUUUCGGGAUCAUGGGUCUGUUAAUCCUGGCCAGCAUCCCACACCUUCUUCUCCAGGUGUUCAAGAUCCUACUCAUUAUCCUCCCCCACUUCUUCCUCCAGCUGCUGCAUUGCCCUAUGGUUUGCCAGGUAAAAAAUUUUCAUAGGUUUAUAAAUAUCUAUAUUUAUAUAUGUAUAUAAGCUUUUACAGUAUUAUCUCCAUUUACAGUAUAUCUCCAUUUACUGAUAUAAGAAGAAAAAUAACUAUAGUAAAAAAAAUUCAACUCAUCAUUAAACACAAUUUGAUUCAAGUUAACAAGGAAUGCUGUGCCUUAAUCCUAUAUAAAUAACCAUAAUAAAGACCAUAAUCAUAUUUAAUUAGUUUUUAAUUCACAAAUUUGAAAUAAAUGAUUGCUCCAAACAUCAUAUAUUUUAUGUUCAUAUUUUUUAAUGAUAUUUUAAAGCAGUCACUUAGCAAGUGGCUUCUAAUACUAUUAAUAAGUAUUAACAAGUGUUUAAGUUACUGUUUCUCAACAAAAGAUUUAAUAUUUUCUUUAUUUCUAACAUGGCAGCAAUGUUUAGCCCCUUUAACUCUUGAUCCUUGUUUUUUCCAUUUCAAGUUUCCACCACAGUUCUGCCACUUCCACCAAGUGCCCCCGGGAUUGCUAAUCCAGCUUUGUUCCAACCAACAACUGGCCCUCCCCCUGUUGGAACAGGUAUCUUGGGUUCACCUUACCUUCCUGCAGGAAUGAUGUAUGGAGCAGCACCUAGGGUACCCCCACCAGGAACCCCAGCUGGAUUUCCUAUGUCCAUAGCAUACACGUCCCCUCCUCCACCUGCAGCUGCUGUAGCAGCCGCUGUUGUUGGUAACCAGCCACCACCGCAAGGCACUGUGCAACAACCAGGCAUUCAAUCAGCUCAGGUAUACCAAGUGGGACAAAUUAAUAGUUACAGUGCAGAGAAUCUCAUUACAAAUACUAAAUCAAUUGGUUUCUUACUAUUACUUACUUAAAAAAUUAACUUUAAGUUUUUGUCUUAAUGUUACUGAUACUUAACUUUAAAUAUUACUGAUAAUUAGCGCAAAAUCUAAAUGCUAGCUAUUUCGCUGAAAUUUAACACUAGUUUCAUUGUGUAGUGAAAAUUUCAAAUAUUUCUCUAAUCCCCACUAUUUGCAGCAUAAAAAAGUUUAUAGAGGGGAUAUAACCUACUAUGCUCCAGAGCUUCAACAGCCAUCACGCACUCCCCAGAAAAGACCCAAAGCAGCAAUUCCAAUUAUAGAUCCACAGGUUUGUCAAUUUUAAAAUGUGAUAAACUCUUUUACAGCCCCAAGUGAUCUAAUAAUUUCUAGUCAUUCUGUUGAACUAAUUUUUAAAUAGAAAAUAUUUAUGAAAAAUUUUUUUGAUAUAAAUUAUAAAAAAUUUAACAAAUGAAUGCAUACAGUACUACGGCUCACUCAGGAAUAAAUAAACAUUUUUAUAAACUUUUUACCCAUCCAUCCCUAUGAUGCUACAACCCAUGUAGGGCUUUGGCCUACCUCCCUACUUCCUUCCAAUCAGACCUAACUCGUAUCUGGAAAUUUUUUUGAAAAAAAUUUCGUAGACGGAAAAUUGAUAGACGGAAAUUUGAUAGAACGGAAAUAUGUUCGGAUCUUUUUUUCAGUUUACAUGUUAAAAUUUUCGUCAAAUUUCUUUUUGAAGGCACUAUACUUUAUAGUAAAAUAGUGCGCUCAAAAAGAUAUUUGAAACAAAAUUUUAACAUGUGAACUGAAAAAAAGAUUCAACCAAAUUUCCGUUCUAUCAAAUUUCCAUCUAUCAAUUUUCCAUCUACGAAAUUUCUUGCAAACAACCAACCUAACUAGACUAAUGCUUUUCUUUUCUAUGCUUGGAUUCCAGCUGCUGUAGAUGUUUUUCCAUGUCAUCCAUCUAAGCCUAGGUCUACCUUUUAGCCGUUUUACUCUGUGGUUUUGGUGGUGCACGCUUUUCACUCCUCUGUCAUUUGGCAUUCUUUCUAAGCCUGCCCUAUUUUAUUUUUGCUACUAGUUUGGGAUCCUGAUAUAAACCUAUAUAAUUCCUGGUUGGUUCGUAUUCUCCAUUCAUAUUCAUCCGUUGUAGGUCUGUAUAUUUUCCUGAGAACUUUUUCUCUCCCAUGUGUUUAGUUGUUUUUCUGCUGUUUUUUUUUUAAAUUUCACAAGCAAAAUUUAAUUGUACAUGAUGUAUUACUGAAAGUGCAAUGCUGGUUAUAGGAUCUAUUAUAUUCUAAAUAAUGAACAAAUAUACAACAAAAUCAAAAGCAGUUAUUUUCUCAACACAAAAAUAUUUUUAGAAAAGACAUUUAAAUUUGCCUUUAAAAAAAUAUAAUAUAUUUUGUUUUCUUAUUUUAAGGUGGUAAUGCAAAAGUAAGCAAGACCGUCAAGUUACAGAAUUUAUGCAUAUAAUUAUUGAAUUUUAAUUUGUAGAUAUAAAAAAAUUAUUAGUAGAUAUUUACCAAAAUCAAUUUGAAAUACUGUGCUUGCUUAUUAUUAUUUUAAAAACUUUUUAUUUUUUUCAACAGGAAAUGCGGCGACAAAAACAAAAGUCUGAACAACGAGUGACCCCAGAGAAAUCACCUUCCGUUUCAACAAAUAAACCAGUUUUACCUCCAACUCCUACUUCAAAUAGCAAUAGUAAGGGAAUUUCUCCAGCUCAAACACUUACAACUGACACAGCCAUUCAGCCUACAAAAGGAGCGCCCAAUGCAUAUAAUAAUAGCUAUAAGUUUGUUGCAGAGUCUGCUUUGCCAGAAUCAUCAUCAAUAGCCACUAAAACAACAAUUGUUCAAUGCAAUCCAGAAGUCAAUUUAGAUAUUAAAGCCAAUGAAGGUGAAAAAUUGACUGACCCUGUAACCAUUGACGCUGUAAAUGUUGAAAGUUCUGACAAAUCGGCCUUGAAUCUUACAACUACAUCGUAUGUUAAUUCAAAUAAUGUCACAGCCUGUGACACGGAUGCAGAGCUGAAGCCUUCCUUGUCAGAUACAGUUCUUUCUUUCAAAGGGGCAUUGGAGACAGUAGAGACAGUGUCACUAACAAAAGAUGCAGUCAGUCUUGAUAUAAAGAAUGAAAUGGUAUCUGCUGAAAGCUCUUCUCCACUAGUCAACUCUGUGCAAUGUACCACAGUCACUGAAUUAUAACAUUAGUGGCCACCUGUUAGCUAGCUCAUGUGGUUUAGUGUUUUUUUUUUAGCAAUUUGAUCACAUUACUUACUAGUUACUUUAACAGAUACAUUUGAGGUUGUUAUAAUUCAAUGAAUUCUGCUGAAUCAGAGUGUUAAAUAUUCGCAAAUAUAAAUUGUUUGCAAGCUAUUUUGUUAAGACUUUUUUUUUCAAUUAAGUUUUUAAUAACUGGGAAAUGUGUGUAGUGUAUAUAGUUGAUCUGCUUCUAAAUAUCAUUUUUCCUUUCCCUGGUUUUUAUUAAUAUAUUUACCUGACAUUUUCUAAUAAGCCUUCAUUUGGUUUGAUUGUUGUAAACCUGUGAAUACUAUUUAUGUAGAUUUACCAGUAACAUAGGUCGUUCCUCUCUGCCACAAGCAAAACAUUUGACUUCAGCAUUCACUGUAUUAGAAACAGUUCAGCAAAACAUUAAUUUUGUGCACUAGUACAUUUUAAUUAAUGAAAUAUAUUAUAUUAUUGAAAUUUAUUUGUAUAUAAAUAUUUGUCAUGAGUUUUGUUAUCAUAGAAAUCAAGAUUGACAAUGUAGAUUUCGUUCUUUUAAAUUGUCAAUUUUAGUUCAAUUUUUUUUUUUUUAAAUUUCAAAACCACACAAAAAUAAUAUUAAAAAAAAACCCAAAGUAUAACUAUUUUUGUUGCUAAAUGUAUUCUUAAAAUCAUAACACUGCUAAACAAAUUGUAUUUCCAGAGACUAAUGUGACAACAGAAAUUAGCAUGUUGGAAAUAUCAAAAUACAUAGUACCUGAUGGCAACUUGUUUCAUAUGCACCCUUCCCUGAUCUAAACUUUUUAUUACAUGGAAAACAAUGUUUCAAUGGGAUCUGAAACUAAGAGUGCAAGCUUGUCUAAAAAAAAAAAAAGAGGAAAGAUUGUAACCAUCAUAUUUCCAUCUCUGAAGUGUAAAAGCAGAUAUUUUGAACCUCAACAUUGUGAAAUCUUUAGAAAAAAUAAUCUUUGAACUUAGGGUAUAAGGUGGUCUUGUGCAGAAAACUGUAUUAAUAAUUUAAACUUGAGAAAAGUCAAAGAUGCACAAUAUGUCCUAAAUUACGUUAUCAGGGGAUGUUAUCAGCAAAACGCGUUAAGUGGUUAACCUAAAUUGGAAAAAAAAAUUCAGCUUUUUCAAAAAUGUCAAUUAAUUUCAGCACCAGUUAUGAUUGUCCUUUUACAAAAUGAUAUUUGCAAUUACAUUUUUUUAAAAUAUGUUUCAAUUGACUAACUCAAGUCCUACAAUUGAUUGCACUUCCCAUAUUCUUUACUAGAUUGUGUCACUAAAAAGGUUACCAAAUAUUUUAACAAAAUAUUAAGCUUCUUAAAACAAGGGCAUUAUUUUGUCUUUUUUUUUUAUAACUUUGUCCUCUUGAGCACCUGGAGUUUGGCAAAAAGCCCACAUGUGGCUAAGCCAUUCAUUUUGGCAUUGAUAUACAUUAAAACGCAAUUUUCUGAAUUUGUAAUGACACACCAGGUUAUUAGUGAUGUAGGUGUUAAAGUUAAUUUUUAUUAAUUAAAAAAAUAAAACAAUUACCUAGUUUGGCUUGUUAAAUAGUUUUUAACUUUUAUUACCUGCUAUGGAAUUAGUGUGAAAAUUCAUGUAGGGCCCUAAAACUUUUAGUAAAGGAGUAAUUAGUAUAAAUUUUAUUGAUCCUGUAAAAAAAAAAAAGUGCUUUCAUGUUCAAUUAUUGCUUUCAGUAUAAAUUAAAUGG
Molecule: messenger RNA, 12480 nt
Organism: Lymnaea stagnalis (great pond snail)
Lineage: Eukaryota; Metazoa; Mollusca; Gastropoda; Lymnaeidae
Source: the annotation of a GenBank genome assembly